Molecule: messenger RNA, 1663 nt
Organism: Ciona intestinalis (vase tunicate)
Lineage: Eukaryota; Metazoa; Chordata; Ascidiacea; Phlebobranchia; Cionidae
Source: RefSeq, a predicted model, not a curated record
UAAAUUUAUUACUUUAAAACAGUAACAACAUUUGCCGAACAUUUUGUUGGACCAUGAGAAUACUGCGGAACAACAUACUUUAGCAUUUGUGUUUUUUUAUCUCUCAUUAAAUGAGUGACCGUAAAAUAUCUCUAAGAAGGCCCGGCUUUGGCGAAUCCCAUCUCCCCUACCCUACUAUACAAGAUUGUGCAUUGUUUAGAUAUAAUUAAAAACGUGUUUUAAAGCAUUUAUUGAUAAGGUUACAUGAUUUAGUUCAGGGGCCGAAAACAAUCUUGGUUAAGAAAGCCAUAAACGCGACAUUUGGAAUUGUUUUUUUCAUGACAACUUGUAAUAGACUUGCGGAAAUCAACAAGUUAGAGCAACGUAAAUAACGGCUAGUGUUCCUAGUGCCAUAAUUACAAAAUGAUAUAUUGUUUUGGAAGUUUGUUACAAAUGGUUUGUUACGUUACUGAAAAUAACACAACAAAUUGCAUUUGUAACAAAUGUGCUUUAUAAAAUUCAAUUGGAUUAGUCUGCACGCCAGAUAAACGAGUCAACUUUGAUAUUGGUUAGGGACCUCUACUUUAAUUGGUUGGUAAUAUUAGUGCCAAACAAAGCUAGUUAUGUCAAAUGAAGCAGAGUAUAAGAUGCCAUCCGACCCAGCUCAACUUCAAGCAUUCACAAGAAUCGAUACUUAUGUAAAACCAUAUGAUAUGAAUGAAACACAAAAGUUUUACAAUUCUUGGGCAAAGACCUAUGAUGAUGAUUAUAAAGCAAUUCCUUAUCAUGCCCAUUCGAUGUUGGUGAACUCGCUGUCAAGUCUAAUUAGCGAAGAACAAAGAAAAAGUGAAAAUUUUCACAUAUUGGACCUUGCGUCAGGUACUGGAAAUUGUGGUGUCACUUUGAGAGAACAUGGUUUCAGCUGCACUAUUGAUGGUAUUGAAGCUAAUGAAGCAAUGAAUGUUCAGGCUGUGCAGAAAAACAUAUACAGAAAUCUAACAGUUCACAUUGUAACACCUGAUACACGAAUACCAGCAGAAGAUUGUAGCUAUGAUGCCAUUAUCUCUACUGGGGGGUUUUCUCGUACACAUAUUCAAGCUGAGUGUAUCAAGGACGUGGUUCGAAUUCUGAAGGUCGGUGGCCUCUUUUGGUUCAGUGUACGAAACACUAGUCUUGCUUGUGACUACAACAAAUCGGUUGAGGCUGUUUUGGCUGAAUUACAAUCAACAGGCAGCAUAGAAGUUAUUCUGAAAAAUAAAUUCGAUUAUUAUAGCUACAAUGUUGAGCAACAGGAUUCAACAGAAAAGGUCGCAGUUCCUGGCUUGGAACGCUGCAUUAGAAAGUUAAAAUAACAUUCAAAAUUUCAAAAUUAUCAAAUAAAAGAAAAAAUCUUUUUUCUGAAAUUCUAAAUUAUGCAACUAUCUUUUAUCUAUUAGUUUUAUUGUGAUCAAUCUCUAAACUUGUAACUGUAAUGUAACUAAAAAAAUGUAACUAAUUAUUUAUACUAAUUUCUAUGUGGUUUACGAUUGAUAUAUACCGUGCAAAUUUUAGCGCUUUAUUGUAUUUUACUCGUUCUUCUCUUUUAAUCUAGUUCGAAAAGAUGUAAUUCAAUGAAGACAAUAUUAUGAAUGGUGCUCUAUCAGCCUAUACUAUGCAAUAAUAAUAAUAUUGUUCAUUUAACAGA